Ostrea edulis (European flat oyster) is the source of this 3647-nucleotide messenger RNA. RefSeq lists its product as uncharacterized. Lineage: Eukaryota; Metazoa; Mollusca; Bivalvia; Ostreida; Ostreidae. The record is from RefSeq and is a predicted model, not a curated record. The transcript has 5 exons. Bases 35 to 3592 code for a protein of 1185 amino acids.
UUUUGAUUUAAACCUCAGUCAUCGCAGAUAACGCAUGACGAAACAGCUAUCACAUAUCUCCACCCACAAAUCUACAUCAACAUUUACCAUGGUUCUACGGCAUUCCAUCAUUGUCAUGAUACUUAUUGCAAUUUCUCUCGGCGCUGCGGACCAAAAUGUCACAAUCCAUACACAACUUGGCAAUGUAACCGGUCUUAUCAAAUCUACACCCAAUGGAGAAAUCUAUAGAUUUACGGGAAUUCCUUUCGGCAAAGCGCCGGUCGGAAGCCAACGUUUCCGAAAACCGCAACCUUUCGGUGUUUGGAACGAAACCCUUGAUGCGACCAAAUUUGGACCUGCGUGCAUGCAAUCAUAUCCCAUCUACGAUAAUGACUUAUCUGAGGACUGCCUUCAGUUGAAUAUCUAUGUUCCCUUUAAUGUUUCAAAGGACGCACAGCGGACUGUGAUGGUGUUCAUACACGGUGGUGGAUACAUGGCAGGUUCAGGUAUUUCAUACGAUGGUUCAAGAAUAGCCUCCAAUGGAAACGUUAUCGUGGUCACAAUUAAUUACCGACUGGGUAUGUUUGGGUUCCCAUCUUUAAAAAACUCCGAUGUAGAUGAAAAUGUCGCAAUAUGGGAUCAAAUGUUAGCUUUGAAUUGGAUCAAAGAAAAUAUCGAGGACUAUGGUGGAAAUUCUUUCGAUGUCACAAUAUUUGGACAAUCAGCAGGCGGAUUUUCCGUGAAUUUACUCAUGCUGAUACCGCGUAACAAAGGCCUGUUCCACCGCGCAAUUAUUGAAAGUGGCGCAACAAACUCCCCCAUGGCCUUCAAAACCUCCUCUACCGUAGGACGUACAAUAGGAGAAAACGCAGGAUGUAACCAACUAAAUCAAACAAAAUUCUUGCAAUGUUUGCGCAGUUUGAAUGCUGAUGUCAUCGUAAACAAAACCGUCGAGUAUUCUGCAAAUCCUGGUUUUGAUGUUUUCUCGGAACUCGUCUGGACGCCUGUACUUGAUGGUGACUUAUUCAAAAGAACCCCUGUAGAAUUACUUCAACAUAAGUCUUCGGAAGAAUUUAACUUCUUUGAGUCGAUCGACAUGAUAACGGGUACCUGCGAUAUGGAGGGGGCAUUUGUUAUCACCGCUGGUAGCAUUUACCAAAAGCAAUUUCAUUUCAACAUGUCUGAUGGAAUUCCAAAACAAUUUCUUUGCAGUGGAAUGAUACCAAACUUUGUUCGGAUUUACUUUAAAAAUAGUUCCUCGAUUUCCGAUUCGAUAUGUCAACAGUACUCAAGUGAAGACAAAACAACUCAAAGUUUGAAUGUUAUCCAUUUCCAGACGGAUGUGAGUUUCUUCGUCCCAGCUGCAGUCUCGUCAAAGGCCCAUGCUUCCAACAGAAAAUCCAACACCUACCAGUUUAUAUUUUCGGAGGACAUACGAUUCUAUUAUCGAAAUUUUCCGGAUUGGUUUCACGGUGCCGGGCAUGGAAAUGAAUUAACAUUUUUGUUUGAUACUAGAAAUAUGUUGGCCAGGAAUUUUUCUCUAUCCACAAAUCAGACGGCCUUCGCGUUGCAGCUGAUCAAAUACUGGACAAAUUUUGCCAAAACUGGAAAUCCCAAUGGGCCUGGUUUGACGGAAUGGCUGCCCUACGAUAUUGAUACAGGAGCAUACAAGCAACUCAGCAUUUCGAAUAUGACAAAUGAAUACCAUUACAGAGAGGACUAUGUGAAAUUUUGGGAAUCUAUUAAUGCUUUUGAUUCCUUAACCUCAGCAGCUGUAAAUAAGCAAUCUGUACUUCACAUAUUUGUUAUCAUGCUUGUUUUCGCUAUGAAAAUGUCGUCUUCAAUCUUAUGUAGCAUCAUGGCUCUACGGCAUUCCAUCAUUGUCAUGAUACUUAUUGCAAUUUCUCUCGGCGCUGCGGACCAAAAUGUCACAAUCCAUACACAACUUGGCAAUGUAACCGGUCUUAUCAAAUCUACACCCAAUGGAGAAAUCUAUAGAUUUACGGGAAUUCCUUUCGGCAAAGCGCCGGUCGGAAGCCAACGUUUCCGAAAACCGCUACCUUACGGUGUUUGGAACGAAUCCCUUGAUGCGACCAAAUUUGGACCUGCGUGCAUGCAAUCAUAUCCCAUCUACGAUAAUGACUUAUCUGAGGACUGCCUUCAGUUGAAUAUAUAUGUUCCCUAUAAUGUGUCACAGGAAGCACUGCGGACAGUUAUGGUGUAUAUUCACGGUGGUGGAUACAUGACAGGUUCAGGUAUUUCUUACGAUGGUUCAAAAAUAGCCUUCAAUGGAAACGUUAUCGUGGUCACAAUUAAUUACCGACUGGGAAUGUUUGGGUUCCCAUCUUUGCAAAACUACGAUGCAGAUGAAAAUGUUGAAAUAUGGGAUCAGAUGUUAGCUUUGAAUUGGAUCAAAGAAAAUAUCGAGGACUAUGGUGGAAAUUCUUCCGAUGUCACAAUAUUUGGACAAUCAGCAGGCGGAUUUUCCGUGAAUUUACUCAUGCUGAUACCGCGUAACAAAGGUCUGUUCCACCGCGCAAUUAUUGAAAGUGGCACAGCAAACUCCUUACCGGCCUUCAAAAACUUCUCUACCGUAGGACGUACAAUAGGAGAAAACGCAGGAUGUAAGCAACUAGAUCAAACAAAAUUCCUGCAAUGCUUGCGCAGUUUGAAUGCCGAUGUCAUCGUAAACAAAACCGUCGAAUAUUCUGCCACUACUGGUAUUGAUGUUUUCUCUGAAAUCGUUUUAACGCCUGUACUUGAUGGUGACUUAUUCAAAAGAACGCCUAUAGAAUUAAUUCAAGAUAAGUCCUCGGAAGAAUUUCACUUCUUUGAGUCGAUCGACAUGAUAGUGGGUAACUGUGACAUGGAAGGGGCAUACGUUGUCCCUCUUGGUAGCAUGUUCCAAAACCAAUUUCAUUUCAACAUGACUGAUGGAAUUCCAAAACGAUUUCUUUGCAAUGGAAUAAUACCAAACUUAGUUCGGAUUUACUUUAAGAAUAGUUCCUCUAUUUCCGAUUUGAUAUGUCAACAGUACUCAAGUGAAGACAAAACAACUCAAAGUUUGAACGUUGUUCAUUUCCUGACGGACUCUGUUUUCAUUGCUCCAGCUGCAAUCUCAUUACAGGUCCAUGCUUCCAACAGAAAAUCCAGCACCUACCAGUUUAUAUUUUCGGAGGACAUACGAGUCUUUUAUCCAAAUUUUCCGGAUUGGUUUCACGGUGCAGGACAUGCAAAUGAAUUAGCAUUUUUGUUUGAUGCUAGAAAUUUGAUGGCUACGAAUUUUUCUCUAUCCACAAAUCAGACGGCCUUCGCCUUGCAGCUUAUCAAAUACUGGACAAAUUUUGCCAAAACUGGAAAUCCCAAUGGGCCUGGUUUGACGAAAUGGCUGCCCUACCAUAGUGAUACAGGAUCAUACAAGCAACUCAGCAUUUCGAAUAUGACAAAUGGAAACCAUUAUAGACAGGACUAUGUGAAAUUUUGGGAAUCUAUUAAUGCUUUUGAUUCCUUAACCUCAGCAGCUGUAAAUAAGCAAUCUGUACUCCACAUAUUUGUUAUCAUGCUUGUUGUCGCUAUGAAAACGUCUUCGUUAAUCUUAAGAUUUCCUGUGUAGCUACUGAGGUAGUUGUUAAAAGUUUUAUUAUGAAGUAAAGCGUCCAUCAAUUGUC